Messenger RNA from Miniopterus natalensis, 1035 nucleotides. Lineage: Eukaryota; Metazoa; Chordata; Mammalia; Chiroptera; Miniopteridae. The record is from RefSeq and is a predicted model, not a curated record.
AUGUCUCAGUGUCAGGAGAUUCCACAUUGCACACAGGAACAACAGCAUGCCCAUAGUGAGACCCAGGGCCUAGGGGCUGCACAGGUCUCCAAGGCUCUGGAGGAGACCACUUCCUCCUCUUUGCAUCCUUUAAUGCCUGGUAACCUAGAGAAGGCUCUGGCUGCUGGGACACUCAGCAUUUCACAGAGUCCUCAGAGAGCCUGUUCGUCCUCCAGUGCCAUCAGAGCCAUCUCAUCGAGCAAAUCAAAUGAGAGCCCUGAAAGCCAAGAAAAGGAGGGUAGCUCAGCUUCUUCAAAGUCCCUGUCAGAAACUGAAAACUUGCCUGAAGACCCUUUAGAUGAGAAGGUGCCUUUGUUGGUGCAGUACCUGCUGCACAAGUAUCAAAUGUAUGAGCCCAUCACAAAAGCAGAUAUGAUUGAUGUUGUUAUCAAGGAGUACACGAAUGACUUUCCUGAAAUCCUCAGUAAAGCCUUGGAGCACAUGGAGCUGGUUUUUGGCAUUGAUGUGGAGGAAGUGGACCCCACCAGCCACAGCUAUGCCCUUGUUAACAAACUAGGCCUCACUUAUGAUCCAAGGCUGAGUAGUGAUGAGGGCGUGCCCAAGACUAGCGUCCUGAUCAUUGUCCUGGGUGUGAUCUUGAUGAAGGGCAAUCGUGCCACUGAGGAGGAGAUCUGGGAAAUGCUGAAUAUGAUGGUCUUAUAUUCUCAGAAGAAUCACUUCCUUUUUGGGGAGCCCAGGAAGCUCAUCACCAAAGAUUUGGUGCAGAAAAAAUACCUGGAUUACUGCCAGGUACCCAACAGUGAUCCUCCAUGCAUUGAAUUCCUGUGGGGUCCAAGAGCCCAUGCUGAAGCCAGCAAGAUGGAAUUGCUGGAGUUUUUUACCAAGAUCCACCCCACUUGCUUCCCACCCCAGUAUGAGGAGGUUUUGAGAGAUGAAGCAGAGAGAACUCACACUAGAGCUGCAACCAGGGCAGGCACGACUGCCAUGACCAGGGAAAGUUCCAGUGCCAGAUCCAGUAGCUUCUCCCACCCCUAG